AUGGAGAGGCCCGAUAUAGAGUAUUUAAAUCUGCCUGAAAAAGUUAAGAAAAAGUUGUAUGCCUUCAACAUAAAUACGCUUGAGAAAUUAAGCACAAAUUAUCUGGAGAACGUCGACGUGGAGGAGGUCAAUGCAGGACAGAAUGAACUGUUUAGUUACCACGUGCGCGAGUUGGGAGUACCAAAUGGCGAAGGGGAAGAAGGCCAAGAGGACUGCUGGAAGGACCCCCUCCAUGGUUACAACCACCCUGUCAGCGAUCAGGAAAAUUACUGCUACGGUGGGAGUCAUGCUGACACGGACGAUGGGGGUGAUGCGAUUGACGACGCGCUGAGAGACUCGGUCGAGUCGUCUUCAUCUUCCCCAUCAGCGUCCGUGUCAACGUCGACGUCUAUGUCCAUGUCUACCACGGGGCAUGGACACGCCCUACCAACUUCUCCCCCCGGAAGGAGAAAAUAUUCGGUGCUCAAAAGUAUUAACCCGUGGACCCACCUAAGAAGUAACAACAGCUCAUUCUGCGCAUCGGGAAAGAUAAAAAAUAAUAGCAUACCAGUACGUGUGGCUAGCUGGAAAUCUCCCGAAGGACUGGAGAGGGAUUUCCUGGCCUGCUCCAAUUACAUGAAGGCAUCUCUAUCCGAGGUGACCUCUGUUAAAACGAACAGUCACCGACUUAACAAGCUCCUAGGAAACGGAAUCCAAGCGUCCAAAAUAUAUUUCUUUUAUGGGAAAAAAACAAAAAUGAACAAAGUCAUUUUGCUCAAUUUGUUAUGCGACUUCCUCGCUGGAAGCUCCCCCACUGCAGUUGCGGUGUUCAUACACUUCAGCUACAUUAACGACGUUACAGUAAUUGAAAAAAUUUUAAAAAAAAAAGUCAAAAGGGAGAAAAAAAAGAAGCUCUCAUUGGAUGACAUCCUUAACAGGUUAUUCAUUUUUCAUGUCCGAAAUUGGAGCGAACUUAUCUCCUUUUUAGAAAAUGUGAGAAAAGAGAAGACCCCCAAAAAAGGGGAUCAAAAGAACCCAUUUACAAGCCAGCUAGCCAAUGUGGCAUGCAUAGGAAUAGACAAUUUCACAAACAUGUUCAAGGAAUUAAGUGUACAGAACUCCAACACGUACUUCUACCUCGUGAGGGAAUUAAAAAUUCUUUCCGUUACGUUCAACAUUCCCAUCCUUAUAUUUGACUAUGCAAAGUAUCAAAUAGAAGGAACAGUCGGGUGGGGGAAAAGGCAGUGCAAAGAAGAAGAGGACGCACAGGAGGGUAAGCACGCAGGGAAUGGUUACAAAUUUACAGGCAGCAAAACGAAGCGGAAUGCAAAUGGUUGCCCGAGUUAUGAGAAGACAAGCCGAUUGAACCUUUCAGAGGAGGAACACGCCACGAAUGUGCUCACGGAUGAAGGGGAAAACUGGACGGGCAGGAAGAAUAAAAGGGCCAAGUGGAAAAGGAGCGGAUUGCCCUUUGACAGCACGGACAGCAGUAGCGGCACAGACGACUCCGAGUCGUACGCGGAUUACCACCAGGGGGAAGACAACACUUCUGGCAGUUCUGGCAGAUUAGGAAGUAGGCAAAGUGCUGACAGUGGGAGAAGUGUUUACAGUGGGCGCUCCUCCCUUUGCGAAUCAACCGAGACGGACGAGGAGCACGCAUCCCCCAUCAGCAUCCACAUAGAAGAAACCACACAACAGGAACCAAAUGAUGAUAAAAAAAACGCAUUCCCAAUUUUACACAACAGCAAAUACAACUCAAACAAAACGUCCGUCCCGUACUACACCUACAACCUAUUCGACUGUGUGCUGGAAAUUGAAAUCCUUCAAAAGACGCGAGGCAGAAAAAAAAUGGUUCAAUUCACUCUACUCAAGUCACAGAAUAGCAUUACACAUUUGUAUGUAAAUUGCUGCAUUCAAAGUUAUACACUCAUGGACGUGGCGUAG
Molecule: messenger RNA, 1923 nt
Organism: Plasmodium coatneyi
Lineage: Eukaryota; Apicomplexa; Aconoidasida; Haemosporida; Plasmodiidae
Exons: 3
Coding region: 1-1923 (640 amino acids)
Source: RefSeq, a predicted model, not a curated record